Messenger RNA from Vitrella brassicaformis, 354 nucleotides. NCBI's taxonomy places the organism in Eukaryota, Vitrellaceae. The record is from the annotation of a GenBank genome assembly.
CUCGCCAGUUGUCGAUUUUGGGCGUCGGCACUCAUCGAUGGGCUACAAGGGCUACAAGUGGCUUGCCCCGAUUCUUGGCCCAGCAGAGGGCUUCAUCUCGCUGUUCGGCAAGUUCAUUCUGUUCGCACCUGGCGCGCUGUUCAUCAUUGGUUACGCCUUGUCGUGGAAGAUCUCGCCCGAGACGACCUGGAUCCACGACAUGAGGGCGCGGACGGAGAGGAACGUCGACAAGUACGCCCACCUCACAGACCAGUGGAAGGACCACAACGAGAAGGUCUACAGGUGGCGUCAAGUGGAUGAGUGAGUGACCGAUGGAUGGUGAUGAGGAUGAUGGGACUUGCUACUUGUGACUUG